Messenger RNA from Alnus glutinosa, 678 nucleotides. RefSeq lists its product as uncharacterized. The transcript is spliced from 3 exons. Bases 1 to 678 code for a protein of 225 amino acids. Lineage: Eukaryota; Viridiplantae; Streptophyta; Magnoliopsida; Fagales; Betulaceae. The record is from RefSeq and is a predicted model, not a curated record.
AUGGAUCAAGCAAAGCUAGAAAGGGAUGCAGGUAAGAAGGGUCUUCGUCAAGGGGAUCCUAUAUCCCCUUGUCUAUUUGUACUGGCUAUAGAGGGAUUAUCACUUUUGCUUGAAGAGGCUGUAGCUUCUCCUCUGUUUAGUUUUCAUCCUAAAUGCAAGGUUGUGAGGUUUAAUCAUUUAUGCUUUACUGAUGACCUGUUUGUCUUCUUUGCUGCAACUUGCAAUUCUGUUUUAGCAAUUCUUAAUGCUCUUGCUGAGUUUGAAUCUUUGUCGGAUAUGAGGGCUAAUCCUUCCAAGAGUUCCAUCUUUAUGGUUGGAGCUUCUUGUGAGGUAAAGCAGCAGAUUUUGUCUUUGCUCCAUAUGCAAGAAGGGAAGCUCCCUAUGAGAUACCUGGGAGUGCAUUUGAUCACUAAAAGUUUAUCUUAUUUAGAUUGUGAAGUUUUGGUUGGUCGGAUCAAGUCCUGGACUUUGAGGAAGUUUUCCUUUGCUGGUCGUUUGCAACUCAUAUCCUCUGUGCUUCUCAGUUUGCAGGUCUAUUGGACUAAAGUGUUCCUUUUGCCCAAACAAGUCAUUAAACUGAUUGAGCAGAAACUUAAUAAGUUCAUGUGGGGAAGAAGUGAUUCUAGAACUCAUGCUAAGGUGGCUUGGGAGAAGAUUUGUGCUUCUAAGAAGGAAUGA